CUGUAUAUAUGACCGUGGCCAUAUUAAUCUUUAAAAAAUUUCAAUUAUCUUCAGAUGCAACGUAAAUAUUUUAAGAUUAAAUGAUGGGAUCGGUAUUAAGAUCCUUAAAUUUAUGGUUUAUUCGCGCUUUAUAAGAAUAUUGAAAAAUAAAUAUAGUGUUAUGUUUUAAAAAAUACUUAUAACCUUGAAAUUUUGCAAAAAAAACAAUCAUGAGAAAAAUCUAUUUUCACCAUUAUGUGUACCCUUGAAAUGGUGUAACUUUGCCUUGAAAAGAUUUUUUAUAUAGCGAUAAAUAAAGCAGAUGUUAGGUGAUCCUAUUUAUCUGGUCCACUUUGUAUAUGAUAUAUAUACAUUUACACGUAUUGUAUACGCACACAUGCGCUGAUAGAGAUGAUAUUAAGUGAAAAUUUGACAUCGGAAUAAUACGGACUCAGCUGUCACUUUCUUGAAUAAUUUUAAUGUAUAGUUUUGUAAUUUAAAACGUGACGUUAAGAGAUGAUGUCCGAAAGAGAUUAUGCGCCACUUAGUGCUGCUUGUGUACGUUCUCUUAAUGAUAAACUUUAUGAAAAACGAAAAGCAGCUGCUUUAGAAAUAGAAAAAAUGGUAAAAGAAUUUGCUGCACACAAUAAUACCGUUCAAAUAAAACGAUUAUUAAAAGUAUUAGGCCAAGAUCUUGCUACAUCACAAAAUCCGCAUACAAGAAAAGGUGGUUUAAUAGGUCUUGCAGCAAUAGCAGUAGGAUUGGGAAAAGAUACUGGUCAAUAUAUAGAAGAUUUAAUUCACCCUAUCCUAGCUUGUUUCUGUGAUUCUGAUUUACGUGUAAGAUAUUAUGCUUGUGAAAGCUUAUACAAUGUAGUGAAAGUAGCAAGAGGUGCUGUAUUGCCACAAUUUACAGAUAUUUUUGCAGCACUUAGUAAAUUAGCUUGUGACUCAGAACAAAGUGUAAAAAAUGCUACUGAGUUACUUGAUAGACUAAUGAAGGAUAUUGUAACUGAGAGUGGUCUAUUUGAUCUAGUUGGAUUUAUGCCUUUAUUACGAGAACGCAUUUAUACUAAAAAUCCAUUUGGUAGGCAGUUUGUAAUAGCUUGGGUGUCUGUCUUAGAUGCUGUCCCCAACAUGGAUUUUAUCAUAUUUUUGCCUGAAAUUCUUGAUGGUUUAUUUAGAAUAUUAGAGGAUCCAAUGCCAGAAAUUAAGAAAGUUACAGACACAGUUCUGGGUGAAUUUUUAAGAAGUAUAAAGGCUAGUCCUGGAAGAGUAGAUUUUCCAGGAAUGAUAAAUAUCUUAAUUACACAUGCCCAAAGUACAGAUGAAUUAUUACAAUUAACAGCAAUUACAUGGAUUAAGGAAUUUGUACAAUUAUCAGGUCCUCUUAUGCUUCCUUAUAUGUCUGGUAUUCUUAUAGCAGUAUUACCAUGUUUAGCAUAUGAUGGAGAUACUAGAAAAAGUAUUAAAGAAACUGCAACACAAGUGAAUAUGAACUUGAUGAAAUUAAUAACUAUGGAAAAUAAAGAAGUUGUAUAUAAUGCUAGUGAAACUGGUGCUCAAACUCAAAAAGAUUCUAGUCAAACUUAUUCCCUAGCUGAAAGUUUAGAUUUAUCUAGUGUUGUUGAAGUGUUAACAAAACACUUAAUGUAUAUAUCAGUCCAAACAAAAGUUGCUGUUUUAAAAUGGAUUCAUCAUUUGUUCAUAAACAUUCCACAUAAAAUGUUUAAUCAUAUAGAAAAUUUGUUCCCAAUUUUAAUGAAGUCUUUAAGUGAUAAUUCAGAUGAAGUGGUGCAACAAACAUUAGUUGUAAUGGCUGAAAUAAUUAGCUCAAAAUCACCUGAAGCGGCAAUUCCAGAUUCAAAUGCAGAAAUGCAAAACAAAUAUUUUACAAAAUUUAUUGUAAAUUUAUUAAGAAUAUUUUCAACAGACAGACAUUUAUUAGAAGAAAGAGGAGCUUUUAUUAUUAGAGAAUUAUGUGUAUUAUUAAGUGCUGAAGAUAUUUAUAAAACAUUAGCAAAAAUAUUGUUGGAGGAACCAAAUUUAAAUUUUGCAUGUACAAUGAUACAAACUUUAAACGUUAUACUAUUAACAAGUUCAGAAUUAUUUGAUUUGCGCAAUAAACUUAAAGAUUUAGAUUCUGUAGAAAGUUGCGAAUUGUUCAAAUGUUUAUAUGUAUCCUGGUGUCACAAUCCUGUUGCAACUGUAGCACUGUGCCUUUUAUCGCAACAUUAUGAACAUGCAUGUAAUAUUAUUCGAUCAUUCGAAAAUAUAGAAGUAACUGUCGAAUUUCUUACUGAAAUAGAUAAAUUGGUACAACUGAUCGAGUCUCCAAUAUUUACUUAUUUGAGAUUACAACUUCUAGAAAGGGAAGAAAAUGAUGCUUUAGUAUAUGCACUUUAUGGUCUGCUUAUGAUUCUUCCUCAAAGUGAAGCAUAUGCAACUUUACAAAGACGUUUAGCAGCAAUUCCACCAACAACAAAAUCUAUACCAAAAACAGUAUCGAGGUCAAAAUCAUUUAAAGAUACAUUUAAUUUCCCUGAAUUAUUGAAACAUUUUCACACUACUCAAGAACAACAUAAAGAACAAAAACGUAAACUGCGAUUAACAAAUUUAACAGAAAGAAAUACAAAUCAUGCAGACAUAUAAAUAACAUUUUUAUAAUAUUAAAUUUUAAAUAAUUAUAAAUAAUAAUUUAUGUGAUAGUAAACUUGUGUAUAUGUAUAUAUACACAGAUGGAUACAUACUUUUAAACUUUGUUAUUGUAUGAAUUACUUGUCAAAAGAAAUUUACACAUUUUUAUGAUAUUUUCUUUUUAUUACAAAAUUAUGAUAUAUUAUCAAAAUAAAUUGUUUUUUCAUAAUAUUUAAUAUAUACAGUUAACUUUACAAUUACUAUUUAUUGGCUUUGUACAUAUAAGUACAUCAAAACGAUAAAUAGAAUAAAUGUAUUGGUAUUUACAGUC
Bombus huntii is the source of this 2947-nucleotide messenger RNA. Its product is annotated as protein VAC14 homolog. Gene Ontology annotation, biological process: positive regulation of kinase activity; phosphatidylinositol biosynthetic process. The transcript is spliced from 7 exons. Gene Ontology annotation, cellular component: PAS complex; endosome membrane. NCBI's taxonomy places the organism in Eukaryota, Metazoa, Arthropoda, Insecta, Hymenoptera, Apidae. The coding region runs from base 496 to 2631 and encodes 711 amino acids. The record is from RefSeq and is a predicted model, not a curated record.